Messenger RNA from Pseudophryne corroboree (corroboree frog), 3288 nucleotides. RefSeq names its product thyrotropin releasing hormone (gene TRH). The transcript is spliced from 3 exons. Gene Ontology annotation, cellular component: secretory granule; extracellular region. The record is from RefSeq and is a predicted model, not a curated record. Gene Ontology annotation, biological process: negative regulation of glutamate secretion; positive regulation of insulin secretion; histamine metabolic process. NCBI's taxonomy places the organism in Eukaryota, Metazoa, Chordata, Amphibia, Anura, Myobatrachidae. Gene Ontology annotation, molecular function: thyrotropin-releasing hormone activity. The coding region runs from base 103 to 843 and encodes 246 amino acids.
AGACACAUAUUGCUGACAGGCUAGCCGACAGAGGAGGUGUAAUCACACAGAGCGAGGCACCAGCAGGAGGAGCAGGGACACAGCUGACAUUACACAGUUGCGAUGCUGACCGCCUGGUGGCUGUUAGUAAUAGGAUCAGCUUUGUCGUACAUGGUGGGGGCAGAGGACCAGCCUCUGCCUGAAGAAGAGGUGACCCUACCGGAUGACCCCGCGGACCUGGCCAACGUGCUGAAAAGAGCGCAGGGGGCCCUGAUACGCAGCAUUCUCCACAGAAUUGAAGAGGAACAGAGUGGCAGAGACACAGACUCCCCCAUGACGGAAUGGAUCUCCAAGAGGCAGCACCCAGGUAAAAGAUUCUUUGAGGAUGUGGAGAAGAGACAACACCCAGGCAAAAGAGAAGAUGGCGAUUCGUACCUGGAGCUGCCAAAGAGGCAGCACCCAGGAAGAAGAUCUCCCCUAGGGGAUCAGCUUAUGGAUAACUCUAACCCUCCCUUGGGUUUCCUGACUGAGGUCUCCAAAAGGCAACACCCAGGCAAGAGGAAUCCGGGCUACACCAAGCGUCAGCAUCCAGGAAAGAGAGGGUGGGAUGAUGAUGAUGAAGACAGCGAGAUGGAAGACCUUCAAGACAUAGAGAAACGCCAGCACCCUGGUAAGAGGUAUCUAGAGACAGAGAACUUUGACUAUGUGCCCCCAUGUGAAGGGCAAGACCCUUUCAACUGCAGCAAGGGAAGUCUUCUGCUGGAGCUCCUAGACAAUGUGAACAGGGGGAGGCUGGAAGAGAAGCGGCAGCACCCCGGGAGGAGGUCAGCUUGGGAGGCGGAGGACCCUGCAACCCAGAAGUAAUUGCCCCUACAUUCCUGAGACCAGUUAAAACAACACCACAACUGACCCCUCCACGUCUGGAGACCAACACGAUUCUACCUGCAACUAUAAGUCCACAUGUGAAACCCCCCUUACCCUCUAACACAUACCCCCGGCACUGUGUCUACAGGGUACCAGCAUAUGUAACAUCUCGGCACUACAUUCUGGUGUAAGACGGUAACAUUCCUCAGUCUCUACCAACAACUCACCCAACCGGUCAGGGACACUAGAUUGCUAUUAAUAUUCUUUAAUUUGACGAUAGAUAUAAUUAUUUUACUCUUGUAUUGGUGGUUUAAUACAGAUUGAGGUCCGUUCUACGGGGGUCAUUCCGAGUUGUUUGCUCGUUAUUUUUUUUUAGCUACGGAGCGAUUAGUCGCAAACUGCACAUGCGCAAUGUAUGCAGCGCGCCUGCGCCAAGUAAAUUAGCGCAAAAGUUUGGUAUUUUACUCACGGCGUAACUAAGUUUUUUCAUCGUUCUGCUGAUCGGAGUGUGAUUGACAGGAAGUGGGUGUUUCUGGGCGGAAACUGUCCGUUUUCUGGGAGUGUGCGGAAAAACGCAAGCGUUUCAGGGAAAAAUGCGGGAGUGUCUGGAGAAACGGGGGAGUGUCUGGGCGAACGCUGGGCGUGUGUGUGACAUCAAACCAGGAACGAAACUAACUGAACUGAUCGCUAUUUGUGAGUAGGUCUGGAGCUACUCAGAAACUGCUAAGAAAUUUCUAUUCGCAAUUCUGCUAAUCUUUCGUUCGCACUUCUGCUAAGCUAAGAUACACUCCCAGUAGGUGGCGGCUUAGCGUGUGCAAUGCUGCUAAAAGCAGCUAGCGAGCGAACAACUCGGAAUCACACCCUACAUUCACUCCUCCUUGUGUGUCAAUGUCAGAGUAGAUAAAGAAAAUAGAUCAGGCCCAUAUUAAAUUUAAAAUUCACAUCUCUCAGAUUAAGGGCCACAUGGGUCUGGUGCUGAAAAUGUUAAAGGGCCUUUGUGCGAAGCGGAGGAGGUGUGACCAGUGCAGUGUGGGUGGCAUUUAAUUCUCUCUACAUGUCAUGUCGGACACCGGACAGAGACAGGUCAGGCGAGAUUAGGGAUGGCUAAGACACGUCACAAUGCAAGGCAGCUUUAUUUCCCAAUAAAAUAUAGAUUGUGUCGCCCAUUGUCCUGCUUCCGCCACAGCCCCAGUUUCCACGCGAGAAUUUUGCAAACGUGUGAAAGUCUGACCACAUUGUAGUAAAAGCGAACUAAAGUAUCUUUUCAUCGUAGCCUAACAAUGGCCCUCAUUCCGAGUUGUUCGCUCGGUAUUUUUCAUCGCAUCGCAGUGAAAAUCCGCUUAGUACGCAUGCGCAAUGUUCGCACUGCGACUGCGCCAAGUAACUUUACUAUGAAGAAAGUAUUUUUACUCACGGCUUUUUCUUCGCUCCGGCGAUCGUAAUGUGAUUGACAGGAAAUGGGUGUUACUGGGCGGAAACACGGCGUUUCAGGGGCGUGUGGCUGAAAACGCUACCGUUUCCGGAAAAAACGCAGGAGUGGCCGGGGAAACGGUGGGAGUGCCUGGGCGAACGCUGGGUGUGUUUGUGACGUCAACCAGGAACGACAAGCACUGAAAUGAUCGCACAGGCAGAGUAAGUCUGGAGCUACUCUAAAACUGCUAAGUAGUUAGUAAUCGCAAUAUUGCGAAUACAUCGGUCGCAAUUUUAAGAAGCUAAGAUUCACUCCCAGUAGGCGGCGGCUUAGCGUGUGUAACUCUGCUAAAUUCGCCUUGCGACCGAUCAACUCGGAAUGAGGGCCAAUAUACAGUCUCCAAAGCAACACCUCAAACCAUUGCUGCAAAAAGAUUCCAAAUCAUAGCAAGACUGACGCUACAUGUUAAUUUGAUCACUUGAAUAUUAUUAUUAUCAUUAUUAUUAUUACUACUAAUUACCUGUGAUUCAUAUAGCACACACAUUGUACGCAUCAACAUGUAAACGCCACACAGAGAACAUGCAAACUCCACACGUUCCACUCUUUUUGAUUAUAGUUUCAGGAUAAGGAAACAGGAGUAAAGAUGUUUAAUUCCCCUUUAUAUGUGAUCUGUACAUUCUCGUUGGAUAUUUGCACAUCUACAGAAUACCCCUUGUGCGGUUAAUAAAGAGUGUCAGAGUAAUUUUGCAUCUGUCUGGUCACCCAGCAGCGGCAACCUCUAGAUUAUAGCAUUAGUUAUCGGAAUCCCAGUAUCCACAUCUAGAACUCGUGUAGACAGUAAAUGUUCGAUGGACCCUAGAAUAAUUGUACAUUCUCUUUCCUGUUAGUUUUAGUACAUUAGGCAGAGGCCUUGCCAAAGCCUACAGGCCAACAACAAGACGCUUUAAGUGUGUGUGUGUGUGUGUGUGUGUGUGUGUGUGUGUGUGUGUGUGUGUGUAUGUGUGUGUGUGUGUGUGUGUGUGUGUGUGUGUGUU